Messenger RNA from Theileria orientalis strain Shintoku, 366 nucleotides. RefSeq names its product vacuolar ATP synthase subunit F. Gene Ontology annotation, biological process: proton transmembrane transport. Lineage: Eukaryota; Apicomplexa; Aconoidasida; Piroplasmida; Theileriidae. Gene Ontology annotation, cellular component: membrane; proton-transporting V-type ATPase, V1 domain. The coding region runs from base 1 to 366 and encodes 121 amino acids. Gene Ontology annotation, molecular function: proton-transporting ATPase activity, rotational mechanism. The record is from RefSeq and is a predicted model, not a curated record. The transcript is spliced from 3 exons.
AUGGAUAGAAUUAAGAAACUUGUUAGUUGUAAAAUAUACAUUAUCGGUGACGAGGAUACUGUGGUGGGAUUCCUUCUGGCAGGAGUAGGAAGCAAGGAUGGCCUCGGGAGGACCAAUUAUACCAUCGUAACGCCAAAGUUCACGAAGGCCCAGAUCGAAGAAAUUUUUAAAUUAUACGUCGAACGUGACGACUGCGGCAUAAUAAUAAUAAACCAACACAUAGCAGAAAUGAUAAGGCCAUUGCUGGACCUACACGAUAAAUUUGUGCCGACAAUACUGGAGAUACCCAGCAAGGAGCAGCCGUAUGACCCAAGCAAGGACUCGGUGAUGCAAAAAAUUAAGUUAUUCUUCGGGGAGAAUAACUAG